CAUCAUUUUGUGUUGCUCAAAAAGCAGUCACGGUGUAGCAUUUUUAUUUUUCCUAGCUUCACAACUCUCUUAUCCCCAGCACAAAACCAAUCGGCAAGAUGACCAAGAGAACGAAAAAGGUUGGCGUUACCGGCAAGUAUGGUGUCCGUUAUGGUGCCUCUCUCCGUCGUGAUAUCCGCAAGAUUGAGGUUCAGCAACAUGCUCGUUACCAAUGCCCCUUCUGCGGUCGUUCUACCGUGAAGCGUGUAGCUGCUGGUAUCUGGAAGUGCACUGGUAAGAACUGUGGCAAGUCUAUUGCCGGUGGUGCCUGGACUGUCUCCACCGCUGCUGCUACCAGUGCUCGCUCUACCAUCCGUCGUCUCCGUGAAAUGGUCGAGGUUUAAAAAUGACAAUCUUGUGCUGUCUUAAUGUCGAGUAAAUUGUAGUCAUUUGUGCUUA
Molecule: messenger RNA, 438 nt
Organism: Schizosaccharomyces japonicus yFS275
Lineage: Eukaryota; Fungi; Ascomycota; Schizosaccharomycetes; Schizosaccharomycetales; Schizosaccharomycetaceae
Product: 60S ribosomal protein L43
Exons: 2
Coding region: 99-383 (94 amino acids)
Biological process (GO): translation
Cellular component (GO): ribosome
Molecular function (GO): structural constituent of ribosome
Source: RefSeq, a predicted model, not a curated record